This is a messenger RNA of Paramecium octaurelia, 409 nucleotides long. Lineage: Eukaryota; Ciliophora; Oligohymenophorea; Peniculida; Parameciidae. The record is from the annotation of a GenBank genome assembly.
AAUUAAUGGAUCAAUUGGAUUAGAAAUAGUUAGAAUAACUAAAGCAAUAGUAGGCAUAGAAGGAGCAAAUGGAAGAAAUCAAGAAGUCCAUUCUGACAUAGAUAUUGACACCCGAAGCUAAGCAGAGAUGUAUUUAUAUUGGAUGUUUCAAUUAUAGUGGCAAAUAUCAAAUUGGUGAAACCAGAGAAGGCAGAGUUGAUUGAGGUGCAGCUUUGUUAAUGGGCAAAGCAAGGGAAGAUUACAAACUAACUAUCUGAGGAGGAAUUGAUCAAAUUACUUGAAGCAGCAGAAGGAUAGAAAAAGCAGGACACUAAAGUGACUGUAAUUUUGCAAUAUAAUUGGUAUAGUUUAAGAGAAGGAAAUUGUCGAGUGAUGACGAAGAUGACAUUUGAUCUGUGUUACAAUUAUA